AUGGAUGACCAGGAUCUGUCCACCUCCGUCGGCUCACUCACUCACCCUCCCGAAAACCCUUCUUCCUCUUCUUCCUCUGCACCACCCUCCAACGGCAAGAAGAAGUCGUCGCGGAGACGCGGCGACUCGGCGUCACAAAAGCGACGCUGUGUAUCCACAGCCUGCAUCGCCUGCCGCCGGAGGAAAUCAAAAUGCAAUGGCGCCAUGCCCAGCUGCGCCGCCUGCACCAGCGUCUACGGCACCGAGUGCGUCUAUGAUCCGAACUCGGACCACCGCCGGAAGGGCGUCUACCGGGAAAAGAUUGACAGUAUGAAGGCCCGGAACUCGACCCUGCAGAUCCUCAUCGAGGCCAUUCUCAACGCCAACGAAGACGAGGUCCCUGACAUCGUCAAGAGGAUCCGCACCUGUGACAGUCUCGACACCGUCGCUGAGCAGAUCCUCAAGCAUGAGACCAUGCUCCAGGAGGCCGACGACAACGACAAUGGCGACGACGACUACACCGACGACAUGCCUAUUGAGGGCGAGAGGGAGCUCGCCCGCAAAAUGGGCGAAUUGCGCCUCGAGAACGGCUCAGUACGCUUCAUUGGCGGCACCUCGCACCUCAUCUACCUCGGCGACCCCGCCGACGCCGACAUCAACGAGCCAGAGUCGGACGCCAACCUCGCCGACGAGGACCCCAUCACCAGUUGGACCCGCGUCACCGAUGACAAGGAGCUCAUCGCUCACCUCAUGAACAUGUACUUCAACUGGCACUACACCUAUUUUACCACACUAUCCAAGACGCUAUUCUACCGCGACUUCUUGGGAGGGAAGCACAACUUGCAACACAGGCGCACCAUAUACUGCUCGUCGCUACUCGUCAACGCCAUGCUGGCACUCGGAUGUCACUUCACGAGCGUGCCUGGGGCCUUCGGCACCCCUGGCGACAGUCGGACCAAGGGCGACCAUUUCUUCGCCGAGGCGAAGCGCCUCAUCGUCGAAAACGACGAGUACGAGCGACCCCGUCUCACCACAGUCCAGGCCCUCGCCCUCAUGUCCGUCCGCGAGGCCGGCUGCGGCCGUGAGGCCAAGGGCUGGGUGUACUCGGGCAUGGCCUUCCGCAUGGCCCAGGACAUUGGUCUCAACUUUGACGACGGGGGUAUGUCCCCGGACAAGGAGAACCUCGGCGAGCACGCCGUCGACGCGAGGCGCGUGACCUUUUGGGGCUGCUUCCUCUUCGAUAAGGCAUGGUCCAAUUAUCUCGGUAGGCUGCCGCAGAUACCCAAGAACUCGUACAACGUGCCAAAGUACGAUGUCUUCCCCGGCGAGGAUGCCGAGCUGUGGGCGCCGUACACAGACGCGGGCUUCGACCAGACAUCAAAACAGCCGUCGAGGACGCGCGCCAUCGGGCUGCAGCUGUCCAAGCUAUGCGAGAUCAGUAGUGACCUGCUAUUGUUUUUCUACCAUCCAAAUCACAUCGGACGCUCAAGCGGCAAGUCCGUCGAGCUGAAGAAGCUCAGCGAGCUGCACAGGAGACUGGAGGAUUGGCGAAAGGAGCUACCAAAGGAGCUGGAACCAAAGGAUGGCCAACUGCCCAAUGUGAUCCUCGUACACAUGUUCUUCCAUCUUCAAUACAUCCACCUCUUCCGCCCCUUCCUGAAAUACACCCCUGCCGCAUCCCCACUCCCCUCACAUGUCUCGCCUCGACGCAUCUGCACCGCCAACGCGGGCGCCAUUUCCAAGCUGAUGCGCCUCUACAAGAAGACGUGGAACCUGCGGCAGAUCUGCAACAUCGCCGUCUACAUGAUCCACAGCGCCUGCACCAUUCACAUGCUCAACCUGCCCGAGAAGACGGCCAAGCGCGACAUCAUCCACGGCGUGAAGCACCUCGAGGAGAUCGCCGAGGACUGGCUCUGCGCACGCCGCACGCUGAGCAUCAUCAGCGUCCUCGCGCGGAAGUGGAACGUCGAGCUUCCCGAGGAGGCCUCGGCCGUGCUGCAGAGAACAGAUGAGAAGUAUGGCACCUUUAGCACGUCCGACGUGCCAUCACCGUAUUCUCACGUGACGAUGUCGCCCUCACCGCCGCAGCAGCAGCCUGUUUCGCCGGGGACAGAAGCACGGAAGUACGGGGACCAGUAUACCCCUCUGAACCAGUUCGCCCAACCGCACGCGGGCGACGCGGGCGCGACGCCGAGCCAGACAGACUUGCUCAUGGCAAGCGCUUCGGUGGGGGAGAUCAGCGGUACGAGGCCGCCGUCGUCGCGGCAGCUCCUCGGGGGCGGUGGCAGCGUGGGACAGAGUUCGCUCGGCGGGUGGGCGCAGGCGGGGCCGGCGCAGUCGAUCCCAACGUAUCAACAGCAGCAACGAUACAACGCAAUGAGCGGAACCCCGCAAAACAACCUCACGCCGUCAGGAAGCAGCCGCUCCGGCGUGUCGAACGGACGGCAUAUCGCACCCGUCCAGGUCUUCCAGGGACUCGACCAGGACUGGUUCCUCAACGACGGCGCAAAGUGGCACCAAAACUUUGAAGCGUGGAACAUGGCCACGUCCGUUUGUGGGCCCGGGUCGGUAAUGCGGACGGGCGCCGGGGACCAGGUAUUUAUGUUUUCCGGCGGCGGUGGCGGGGCGGGAAGCGGUGGCCAGGGGAUAUCGCAGGCGCAAAGGCAGUCGUCCGAGGAUCAACUGAGUCCCAGCUUCGAGGGGCUGAGCUCGUUGAACACCAACGGUUGGCUUCCGGGUCUGGAUUGA
Messenger RNA from Colletotrichum navitas, 2727 nucleotides. Its product is annotated as fungal-specific transcription factor domain-containing protein. Gene Ontology annotation, molecular function: DNA-binding transcription factor activity, RNA polymerase II-specific; DNA binding; zinc ion binding. NCBI's taxonomy places the organism in Eukaryota, Fungi, Ascomycota, Sordariomycetes, Glomerellales, Glomerellaceae. The record is from RefSeq and is a predicted model, not a curated record. Bases 1 to 2727 code for a protein of 908 amino acids. Gene Ontology annotation, biological process: regulation of DNA-templated transcription; DNA-templated transcription. The transcript has 2 exons.